AUGAAGCUGUUGAUAGCUAUAGGUUUGUGUUUGGCUGGAUGCGGUGCUUUGAGCCCGAAACAGCAGCGCAGGUUCCCCGAUGACUUCCUCUUCGGGACGGCGACUGCCUCCUACCAAAUAGAGGGGGCAUGGAACGCGGAUGACAAGGGAGAGAACAUCUGGGAUCACAUGACUCACACCAAGCCUCAUGUGAUCAAAGAUCAGAGCAAUGGCGACAUCGCUGCCGACACCUACCACAACUACAAGCGCGAUGUCGAGAUGAUGCGCGAGCUCGGAUUGGACGCGUACCGAUUCUCCCUCUCUUGGUCCCGAAUCCUGCCCGAUGGCUUCUCUAACAGGGUCAGCAAAGCGGGCGUCACGUUCUACAACAAUUACAUCGACGAAAUGCUCAAGUACGGCAUCACGCCGAUGAUCACUCUCUACCACUGGGACCUACCCCAGAAACUGCAAGAGUUAGGAGGUUUCGUCAACCCACUGUUCCCGGACUGGUUCGAGGACUACGCGAGGGUUGUGUUCGAACACUUCGGUGAUAGGGUGAAGCACUGGAUCACCUUCAAUGAGCCAAGGGAGAUCUGCUACCAAGGUUAUGAUACGGUAGAGAAAGCCCCGCAGUUAAAUGCCACCGGUGUCGGCGCGUACCUUUGUGCCAAAAGCCUGGUUUUAGCACACGCCAAGGCCUACCACGCAUACAGGAACGAUUUCGCCCCGAGCCAAGGCGGGCAAUGCGGUAUCACCAUCAGCGUUAACUGGUUCGGUGCGAAAACCGACUCUGAAGAAGAUCAGUUCGCAGCUGAACUCUACAGACAAGGAGAGUGGGGAUUAUACGCGGAACCGAUCUUCUCAGAAAAAGGCGGCUUCCCUAAGGAGCUGUCCGAGAGGGUCGCCCAUAAGAGCUUGGAGCAGGGAUACCCAAGGUCCCGGAUGCCAGAGUUCACUGACGAAGAGAGGGCCUUUGUCAGGGGUUCCGCCGAUUUCUUCGGGGUGAACCACUACAUGGCCCAACUUGUGUCAGCCGGCGGUGGAGAUUUCAUAGUGCCUUCCGUGAGAGACGAUGUUGGCGCGACCACCUAUGUACCAGACGAAUGGCCCGUGUCGGCAUCGUCGUGGUUGACACAAGCGCCGGACAGCAUGCUCAACGCGCUCACCCACCUCAAGGAGAAGUACAACAGUCCAGCGUUUUACAUAACGGAGAACGGCUGGUCCAGCCCGCCAGAGGCUGGUCUCCUGGAUGACGACAGGAUCCGGUACUACCGGGCGGCCUUGGAGAGCGCCCUCGAUUCCCUCGACGCUGGCGUGAACCUGAAGGGCUACAUGGCCUGGAGCCUGAUGGACAACUUCGAGUGGAUGGAAGGCUACACAGAACGCUUCGGUCUCUACCAAGUGGACUUCGAGGAUCCAGCGCGCAGCCGCACGCCCAGGAAGUCGGCGUUCGUCUACAAGCAGAUCGUCAAAUCGCGCGUCAUCGACCACGAAUACGAGCCGGGCUCCAUGACCAUGACCAUCGACGAAGGAAGGGGGUUCCAGAGUCGAGCAGCUGUAACAACGAAGGAUUUAGAGAGAAGACCGGUACGUCUACUAACCGUAGAGUGUUUUGGGCUUACCACUAAGCAGCAAAGGAGGUUUCCAGACGAUUUCAUGUUUGGCGCAGCCACCGCCUCUUACCAAAUAGAAGGUGCUUGGAAUGCGGACGGCAAGAGCGAGAACAUCUGGGAUCAUAUAACCCACACCAACCCCACCAUAGUCAAGGACCAUAGCAAUGGCGAUAUCGCUGCUGAUUCCUAUCACAAUUACAAACGCGACGUAGAGAUGAUGCGAGAGCUUGGCUUGGACGCGUACCGUUUCUCCCUCUCCUGGUCUAGAAUCCUGCCGGACGGCUUCUCCAAUAAGAUCAACGAAGCGGGUGUCUCUUUUUACAACAAUUACAUUGAUGAAAUGCUGAAGUAUGGCAUCACGCCUAUGAUAACCCUCUACCACUGGGACCUGCCCCAGAAAUUCCAAGACUUGGGCGGCUUCCUCAACCCCCUAUUUCCGGAAUGGUUCGAGGAUUACGCAAGGGUAGCUUACGAGCAGUUUGGCGAUAGAGUGAAGCAUUGGAUCACCUUCAACGAACCGAAAGAGGUCUGUUACCACGGCUACGAUUCUCAUGCAUUGGCACCGGUUUUGAACGCUACUGGCAUUGGAGCUUACCUCUGUGCAAAGCAUUUGGUCUUGGCGCAUGCUAGAGCGUAUUACGUUUACAAAAACGAGUAUGCUCGAGAAGACGGUCUAUGCGGGAUCACGUACGCCUUGUCAUGGAUAAGGCCACAAACAGAUUCGGAGGCAGAUGAGUUCGCAGCCGAUCUGAUGAGACAAGCCGAAUGGGGCCUUUACACUGAGCCAAUAUUCUCGGAGGAGGGCGGGUUUCCUAAGGACCUUAAGAAGCUGGUUGAUCAGAAAAGCGCUGAACAAGGAUACUCCAGGUCUCGAAUGCCGGAGUUCACCGAAGAGGAGAGGGACUUUGUCAAGGGCUCUUCCGAUUUCUUCGGGAUAAAUCAUUACACAGCCAAAUUAAUCUCCGCAACGGAAAAUCUACAGGAACACCCAGUGCCCUCUGUAUAUAAUGAUAUCAAUGUCGGAGAAUCUGUUGCGGAGGACUGGCCUUCAGCUGCGUCAUCUUGGCUGAAGCAAGCACCCGAUAGUCUCCUAAGCGCCCUCGUGAACAUUAAGGAAAAGUACAACAACCCAAUGGUCUACAUUACGGAAAAUGGGUGGUCCACCACUCCAGAUGUUGGGCUGAUAGACGACGAUAGGAUUCGGUACUACAGAGCGGCUUUGGAGAACGUUCUGGAUGCCUUGGAGGCCGGCGUGAACCUCAAGGGCUACAUGGCG
Messenger RNA from Iphiclides podalirius (scarce swallowtail), 2868 nucleotides. NCBI's taxonomy places the organism in Eukaryota, Metazoa, Arthropoda, Insecta, Lepidoptera, Papilionidae. The record is from the annotation of a GenBank genome assembly.